AUGCCGGCCCCUUUGAAGGAACGCAAGCCUGCUACAGACCCUACCAAGGUCUUCCACUACACGGACUUGCAACGUAAGAAGCCGACGCGCGAGAACGACCCUUAUACGUACAUGCAUGGCUGGAACAACAGACACCAGUCUGAGGUGAUUCCUGGCACCUUGCCAGUCGCUCAGAACAACCCGCAGGAGGUCCGCUUCGGUCUGUACACCGAAGGCAUCACGUACAGUGCCUUCGCUGCACCGCGUGCCCACAACUACAGCACGUACAUGUACCGUGUGCGACCUGCCGCAGCUCACAAUGGGUACAAGAAGAUUGAAUCAAAGGCUCACAUCCAAAAUUGCUUCCUCUCACUGAAUCCCGAAGUCGAGACUCUGCCCGAACAAGCAGAAUGGGCGCCGUUCCCUCUUCCCAAGGUUUUAGAAAAAAUAACCUUCGUUGACGGCUUACAUACGCUCGCGGGUUCUGGGGACCCCAAUUUGAGAGAAGGAAUGGCACUUUACGUUUAUGCGAUCAAUGCAUCCAUGGACAAGCGCGCCUUCUGCAACACAGACGGAGACUUCCUCCUUUGCGCUCAACAAGGAAACCUGGACAUCCAGACCGAGUUCGGAAUGAUCUUUCUUCAGCCUGGUGAGAUCUGUGUCAUCCAAAGGGGAGUGAGAUUUAGGAUUGCGCUUGCACCUGGUGUGGAGAACGCCAGAGGAUAUAUUACAGAGGUUUGGGGCAGUAUGUGGGAGUUGCCCGACCUGGGUCCCCUCGGAGGACAUGGUCUUGCCAACCCCAGAGAUUUCUUGUACCCUGUUGCCCAUAUUGAUGAAGAGUUGACUGGCCAAUGGGAGAUUGUCAACAAGAACAACGGCAAGUAUAAUUGCUUGGAGCAAGACCACAGUCCGUUUGAUCUUGUGGCAUGGCAUGGUAAUGUUGUUCCCUACAAGUACGAUCUCACAAAGUUUGCUUCACAAAACGCAACCAGCAUCGACCACACCGACCCCUCGGUCAACACUGUGCUGACCGCUAAAUCUCGCGACCCAAAUACUCCUCUUGCUGACUUCCUCUGGUUCGGCCCAAGGUGGGACGUCGCUUCCAACACCUUCCGUCUCCCCUACUUUCACAGAAACUCGGCCUCUGAGUUCUUGGCCUGUCUGUAUGGCGAAGGAUUGGGAAGGAGCGACGACUUCCAGCCCGGCGGCGGCAGUUUCGAAGGUGCCCACACACCACAUGGAGGUUUUUCGGACGCCUACGUGGAAGAAAUGCGCAUUCAGGAGAGUGGGCCGAGAAAAAUCCUGGAGAAUCAGAUGACCAUCAUGAUUGAGAGUUCUCGUACUUUCUUGUGGACUGAAUAUGCUCGCGUAGGCUGUGGCACUAUCAACACCCGCGGUACGGAUCCCAAGGUUUGGAAUACCUUGCCCGAUCGCUUUUCCAAUAAUCCAGAAGCCAAGGCGCUUCUAAAGAGAGUGAAGGAGGACAAGAAGUUGAUGGACGAGAGAAACAAGGUUUACUAUGAUGAUGCAGCACUCAGGGAGUUGUUACAAGGCAAGACGAAUGGGAACUGA
This is a messenger RNA of Aureobasidium subglaciale EXF-2481, 1551 nucleotides long. RefSeq lists its product as uncharacterized. Gene Ontology annotation, biological process: L-phenylalanine catabolic process. Gene Ontology annotation, cellular component: cytoplasm. NCBI's taxonomy places the organism in Eukaryota, Fungi, Ascomycota, Dothideomycetes, Dothideales, Saccotheciaceae. The coding region runs from base 1 to 1551 and encodes 516 amino acids. The transcript has 3 exons. Gene Ontology annotation, molecular function: homogentisate 1,2-dioxygenase activity. The record is from RefSeq and is a predicted model, not a curated record.